AUGAUAUAGACUGAUUCAGAUUCUAGCAGAAGAGUGGCUUACUUUUAUAAUCGAUUUAUCGGAAAAUUUCAAUAUGGCAAAGAGCAUCCAAUGAAGCCAAAGAGAAUCAUUAUGGCGCAUAAUCUGAUCGUCAAUUAUGGGUACCUAUUUCGAUAGAUGGAUGUUUAUUUAAUACGGGAAGCUUAACUAUAAGAAAUUGGAAAAUUUCAUGAUCCUGAUUAUAUCAUUUAUCUAAGCUAAUUCAUGAGUUAAAAUAAGAUAAAUUUUGUUAAAGAGUAUUGCUCAGCCAAUAAUGAAUCUGUAAUACCCGAAAAUCUAUUGGAAGAAUUCAAAUUGAUAAUUAAAUGGAGUCAAUAAUAAAAAGUAAAGACUGAAAAUUCUGAAUUCAAAGUAGGUGAUUCACCUGAUAAUCCAACCUUCUCUGGAUUGUUUUCUUAUUGUUAAUUAAGUUCAGGAGCCAGUAUAGAUUGUGCCCAUUCUAUUCUAACUGGCUAGGCUGACAUUGCAAUUAAUUGGUCUGGCGGAUUGCAUCAUGCCAAAAAGAAAGAAGCAAGUGGAUUUUGCUAUAUAAAUGACAUCGUCUUAUGCAUUUUAGAAUUGCUAAGAGUAUAUGUGAGAGUAUUAUACGUGGAUAUUGAUUGUCAUCACGGAGACGGAGUAGAAGAGGCAUUCUAUUUAACCAAUAGGGUGAUGACACUAUCAUUUCAUUAAUAUGGGGAUGAUUUCUAUCCAGGAACAGGGCAAUUAAAUUCUGUUGGAGUAGGAGUUGGUAGAUACUAUUCAGUCAAUGUGCCAAUGAAACCUGGAAUGUCCGAUCAACCAUAUAUAGAGAUGUUCAAAAAAAUUACAAGCAGAGUUAUGCAAGUUUAUAGACCAGAUUGUAUUGUUAUGUAAUGUGGGGCUGAUUCUUUAUCAUUAGAUAAGCUAGGAGGAUUCAAUUUAUCAAUUAAAGGUCAUGGUGCUUGUGUGGAAUACAUGAAAUCAUUUGGAAUUCCUAUGAUUCUACUUGGUGGUGGAGGAUACACAAUAUAAAAUGUUUCAAGAUGCUGGGCGUAUGAAACAGGAAUUGCUCUAGGUCAAUAAAUUGAUUAAGCAAUACCAUCAAAUGAUAUUUAUUAUGAUUAUUACUCGCCUGACUAUUUAUUGCAUUUUCCCAUAAAAUAGAAUGUGGAAAAUAGAAAUAAAUCUGAAGAUUUAAACAAAAUAGUGUCUACGGUCUAUGAGUAUUUGUCCCAUAUUGAGAAUGCUCCAGGAAUUCACUUUCACGAUGUUCCUUUUUCAUUUUAUCCUGAUAUGGAUGAUGAAAAUGAAGAUGAAAAUAAAGAGUGUACCUGA
Messenger RNA from Paramecium tetraurelia, 1335 nucleotides. RefSeq lists its product as uncharacterized. The record is from RefSeq and is a predicted model, not a curated record. Gene Ontology annotation, molecular function: histone deacetylase activity. NCBI's taxonomy places the organism in Eukaryota, Ciliophora, Oligohymenophorea, Peniculida, Parameciidae. The transcript is spliced from 4 exons.